Rhipicephalus microplus (southern cattle tick) is the source of this 4109-nucleotide messenger RNA. It is a transcript of the gene Alms1b, whose product is annotated as Alstrom syndrome 1b. Lineage: Eukaryota; Metazoa; Arthropoda; Arachnida; Ixodida; Ixodidae. The record is from RefSeq and is a predicted model, not a curated record.
GUUGUGGGCCAGGUGUACGUACUUGCAACGGUUGCGGCGUGUUUUAGUUGCGUAGUUUUCCAUACGGUUGAAAUCAGAAGUGCAUUGGUUCUGGGCUCGAUGUGAGCGGCUUGUGUACCUACGACGCUGCGUGCGUGCAGUUAGGGCUUGCACGCACUGCGAUGCAGUCGUGCUUGCAGUUUAGGCGAAAUGCUCCGCUGAAUGGCGAUGGAACUACCUCUGACAACGCAGUCAAAUUACCAGUCAGCCUUCUUCUUCCCUUUGUGUUAUGCAACACCAGAGGCGAAGUCUGAUAGCGAGACAUCAUCAUUCUGUGAAAACCACGCUGCAACAUUACGAACGAGCUUGAGUACCUUUGACUGCAGCGAUCGGGCUGCUUGUGCUCGAAGUUUAUGCUCUGAUACAGCAGUAUCGUGGCCGUCAACACCAUCUACAAAGAAGUCGCAUAAGCAUAAACUUGGAAAUGAACAUUCAAACCUAGUGUUAAAGAAGUUCUUACAGUCGUUGCAACGGGAUUCAAUGGAACCGACUGACGGCUACUCGCAAAGCACAUCGUACUCAGCGCCGCCAGCCUUGAUGUCGGCAUCACGCAGGACGUCGAUUGCAAGUUCGUUUAGCAGUGAGAGCAUACCGGUUGUGACUACUUCGCAAGGAAGUAUUGAACAUGGAAGUAGCAGCUGCACAAUGUCUGGAACAGUUGAUGGAGAAGCACAGUCAUGUACAGAAAAAGUGCUGCAGCAGGAGUGUGCAGCUUCUUCCAGCACCUUUUGUCCUGGUACAUGCUUGUCAGCAUCUGAUGCAGUGGUUUCUUCAAAAUAUUAUACUGGAAAAGGCAAUUUGACGAAUAAUCAAGAAUUGGCCCUUUCUCUCGAGUCAGUGCUGACAGUAGUACCACAGUCACUUAGGCUGCGUUCCACUACUGCAAAUGCUAAAAGCUUGGAGAGGAAACAAGUGAUUAAAGAACCCUGUGUCAAGACUUCUAGACCAAGGUACUCUACUUCUUCAUGUGGAGGUGCCAGCUUACAGUCAUGGGACUCUCAUCUGGAAAUUGAUGCAUCUAUUGAAGACAUAGUGGAAAGCGUGAUUCAUGAACUGUCUAUCUGUGAAACGGAGUUGCAAAGCUGUUCGGAAAUGUUUUCCCAGGAUCACUCUACUAUCAGUGAUGCACCACGAAGAGCAUCUCCAGCCUCUCUUUCAAGUUACACUUCAAGCAAGCGUUUAGAAUGGGACAAUGGGGCAGACAUUGGAUAUUCUGGCACUAGUGGUAGAACACAUGAACAAGAAAGGUCAAGGUAUAGCAAUAUAGCGAGGCACAUUUCUGAGCCAAGUGAAAGUGAUGUGGUCAAUGAAGCGAGUGUUUCCCCUGAUGAAAAAACACACAAAUUUGCUGUGCCACAUUCUCGCGAUGCUAUUGUGCAGACUGAAGCUUGUUCAAUCAAAGAUGCUGGAGUCCAAGCUAAUGCUUCUGCAAAAGAUCUUUCGUCUACUCAGACUCAUGUGAAAGCAUCAACAAAGCAGUCGGAAAUGAUAGUAUCAGGCAGUGCUGUGACCGAUUUGAGUAGCAUUGCAUCUACCAAGCAAGGAUCUUCCAUAAUUUCACGUACUAACAAUGUGCACCAACAAACUGGCAUGGAGAAAAGAGGAUUUUCGGUGACUGAUCGAGCACCGAACUGUGCUUGUGUCAAUAUGAAGCCUGCUCUUCAGCAAGCUGUAAGCAAAAAGAGCCUUGAAAUGCCAAAAUGUGAUAGGGCAAAUAUUGUUUCACUCUAUAGCCACAAGACCUUCAAAGAGCACAGGAAUCUUAGAAAAAAGCAUGCAGGCUCAACACGAAAAUGUGCGUCAGACUUUAGCUAUGGUCAGAGAAGACAUUGCGGCAAUAACUUGGUUGCUGCCUCUGAUACUUCUCAUAUACAAUCUGAACCUUUGGAUACCACUGGUUUUACAGUUAUAGACAACAACCGAAUGAAAAUGAAAUUGCCUAAAACUGUACCUGGACUGGCUUCUCGAAGUGCAACACCUGCCGAGCUUCCUCGUGCUUGCUCUGAACUUGACAAGCGGCAGCUUGAUUAUUGGCUUAGCUCUGGUUUCCCUUAUGUGCCUGCAGUGGUGCCCCUUGAAGUAGGCAUUCUACCUCGAAUUCACAGUGCUGAACCAGCCACAGAAAAGCAAGAAAAUUGUGAUCCAAGGCUUGUAGUAUCAGGGUCGUGCCUCCCGUCUAUAACUCAGAUGCAAGAAGCCAUAGACAUGGAAAAUACUCGGACUACUGCAACAGCACAAGGUGCUGGUGGAAUGACACGAAAACGUUACAUUGUUCGUCCAGUGUCGCGGUCAGUGCUGAAAACAUCUGAAGCAGGCACAUUGCUUUCAAAGCAGACUGCAGGACAGUGCCAAAAACUCAUUACGAAAGACAAAUUUAGGAUAGAAUUGUCAACCAUGUCCUCUUUGGGUGAGACUGAUGGCAUACCUCCCAUUAAUGGGGCAGCCAAAUCAACACUGCUGUCGCAGAGAAACACUGAAGACACUUUGCUUUCAAGGACAAAUGAAAGUGAAGCGUGUUCUUCGGCAGAGAUAGUGGCAUCUUGCGAAAAUCAAAAAGAGCGUUGUCCGCACCACUCUUUCGCUUCGUGUAACUGUUUAUCUGAAGGAACUUCAUUACAGCAGCUGACAGUGAAUGGUAAGAGUUGCAAGCUGAAACCGAUGGCUCACAGAGAGCUAGAAAAACUGAGGUUUCUCGUUAAUAGACAAAGACAUGGCUACUUGAAGCAGUUGCAAAGAGAAGUAGAACGGCUGCAUAAGCUUGAGCAGCUCUUCCUCUUAGCAGAUGUCAGUCGCACAGCAUCUUCAGCAGAAACGGAAACGACAUCACCAGAAAAGGACUUGGAUGUUACGGUGUGCAGAAACGGAGAAAGCAACAACGUUGCAGUGCAGACUUCUCAGUCACUUUUUGCCAGCUGUGAUGACGAGGACACUGCGGUCAAAGGAAAUUGCUUUGUGUCAGUGGUUGACCAGUCGGUGAAAAAACACAGAGACCACCCUUCACAGCAGAGGAGGAAAGCUGUCUCCAGGCGUCCUGUAGCAUGGGUGGUACCUGUGGGGUCGAACACCCCGUACAGUGGCAGUGAACAAGGAGCAUCCCUGAAAGAGAGAAAUCACCAGGGCACCAAGAAAGAAGAGAGUCUGCAGGCAGCAUUUGCAGCCCAUUGUAGCCGUUUAAUCAAGCGUUCAGAAGCAAGGCAGAUUCAGCUUGCUCUCUUGGCUGAACAACGACAAAAGCAGCGCUUGGCUCCACUGCAGGUGCAGCUACAAGGACGAAAUCAACUGCACCCUCGUCCACCAGGAAAUUUAGGAAGAGCCUCAACAAAGAAGACAUUUACCCACAAGGAAAUGAGGGAACAGACUGAGAGGGUGUAUCAAAAGCUGCCUGAGGUUAUUGACUUGAAAACAAGGUUACUGAGAGAGCAACAGUACAGAACAAACCGUCUUAUGGCACAACUGUACAACAAGGCCAUCCAAGAAAAGGCUUUGGUAGGCCGUGUGAACUUUCCGAUUAACAAGCCAUUCAGUCAACUUUAAAUGGUUCAGCAGUUACUUCCAUUUGCAAAUUAGCAGUGAUGUAAUUUUGCUUCACGUGAUGUGUAUACUUGGGAUGUAAAUAAAAGAUUGACUGGCCUUCAAGAGCAAUAAGAUUGAAUGCUCACUAGUGUGGCAGAUUUGAUUUAAGGCCAUUAUUUUAGCACACCAAACUUAGCUCGUUUAUUUUUUUUUCAUCAUUAUAAAACCUUGUCGUUUUGACAGAUGUUUGAAGACCUUGUCUUGUAGCUAUAAACAGGACCACUUGCAAAUGAAUCAAAGGACUUGUGCACAAUGGUGGCAAAAUAUACACAGCAUGCUGCCGGCAGCAAUGCACAUAAUGCAACCAUUCUGUCCAGUAUUUCUGCUGUUACAGCAGCCAUGUGAUAACUAUGUUACUCAGAUGUCUGCUGAAGUACAAGUGCUUUCCGAGAUGAAAACUGUGCCUUGGUCAUCAUUUGUGCAAGUAAUUGUAUGACAGCUGUUACCUUGCAUAUUGGCUUAAUAAAAGAGCUAUAGUUGAUGUUGCUACACUCCUA